Rubroshorea leprosula is the source of this 1021-nucleotide messenger RNA. The record is from the annotation of a GenBank genome assembly. NCBI's taxonomy places the organism in Eukaryota, Viridiplantae, Streptophyta, Magnoliopsida, Malvales, Dipterocarpaceae.
AGUUCGUACCCAAUCCGUUGCUGCUGACUGUCACUGCGCUGUAACCAUAUUGGCAUAUUCCCCCACUCCUCCCCACGGUUUUUCCCUUUCUUUGCUUUUUCCUUUUUUGCAAAAAGCAUUUUCCCCCAACCAAACAAAAGCACUUCUCCCCUCCUUCCCUCUCCCCUUUUUAUUUUUCAAUUUUCUCUACUUCAUAUUUUCUCGCAGCCGAAGACCUAUUUCUCUUGAAUUGAAUCAGCAGUAGCAUGGAGGAUCGGAAGGAUCAGAAAAAUGCUCCAUGGCUAUCAGUGCCGCAAUUUGGGGACUGGGACCAAAAGGGACAGGUUCCCGAUUACUCUCUUGAUUUCUCAAAAAUCAGGGAAACGAGGAAGCAGAACAAGAGGGAAUUGUCAAGAGCUAGUCUUGGAAAUGAAGAUGAGCUCAUUAACCCAACUGCCACCACCGAAACCACCGCCCCUAGCAAGCACCACCCUGAUUAUCCUCAGAACCAUGAGGCUCCAACUACAAGGAGGAGCAUUUUCAGCUGCUUCAACUGUUGCGUGAAAGCCUGAGAAGCUUUUUUGGAGAAGCUUUUUUGGACUUAAUCCUGCAAUGUCUUUGAUGCUAUGUGUAAUGGUAUUGUAUCUCCAAGAACCUCCUUGGGCCUAGUCUGCUUUUCCUUUCCCCAUCUUUUUUCGACCCCGUCAUCACCCCCCUUGUUUUUCUAUAAAAAAAAAAAAAGGAAAGGAAAUGAUGAUGUAUCCGUCAAAUAGGUGAUGAUUGAUUCUCUUGUUUGGGCCACUAGAAAGUAGAAAUCCAUGGGAAUUCAUGUAAUUUUAAUGGAAACUGAUACAGAGAAAUGCAAUGGAGGUUCUAGCUUUGAAAUUUCAAACCGUGGAAUGGUUGUGGUGUUUUGGGUUUUGGAUUUGGUGACAUCACUUGCUUAGAGGAACAGUACCGGUGGGUUUGAGACUUUGAGGCCUAAAUUUCUUGGUGUCUGUCAUUUUCUAUGCAUGUUAAUGACUAAAGCUUGGCCAUCUCA